AUGGGGGACAAUUGGAUGCUCUUCGUUGAACCAGAUGGGGCUUCUGGCGGUUUUUCGAUGGAUUCAAUUGUGCCACAUGUUUCUGGGCAUUGGCUCUUCCAUGUUUCUUCAUUUGUUGACAAUUCAAGGUAUUUCUACGUCCCUGGUAGUUUGGCGCUUCAAGAAGCUUUCAAUUGCGUAUCAAAGUUUACAGGUACCCUACUGUUAUGGUUUGCUAGUGGGUCAAAUUCCCAUAUAAACAACAAAAUAUCAGGUGAUCAUAUUGGUUCUAGUUCCAGCUGUAAAGCUCCAGUGCAAGUAAAGCACGUUAAUUCUAAUAAGUAUGAUUUCUCGGGAUUUUUCUGGAAGUCCAGAUAUAAAGGUAAAUCUGCUGUCUCAGUGGUACUUGGCAAGAUAUCAAGGUUCACUCUGAAGCAACUAUUUAAAGAAGCCGAAUGGCUUCAGUCACUUCCAGUGCUUUCAUUAGCUGCCGCACUGGUACCUCCAUUUACUAAUGUCUCUUCACAGAGAUGCAUGGAUGGAAGGCCCGGCGAGGUUGAAACUCAGGGCUGUGGACCAUGCAGUGAAAUUUAUCUUCAGAAUUUAGCUUGGUCUAGUAAUGCAGUUGAGCCAAGAACUGGCAUUGAGUUCCCUACGGUGUUGGACAACAUAAUAACUGGGAAAAAUACCAGUUUUACUCCAGAGGUCCUUGUUGGAACUGGAUCUAGGACUAUGACCGUAAUCAGAAUCAAAUCUCUGAAACUCUAUGCAUUUGGUUUUUAUGUUCAUCCUUUUGAUGUCUGUGAGAAAUUGUGCCCAAAGUAUGCCUGCAUUCCGGAAUAUGAAUUGAAUAAACGCCAAGAUUUUUAUCAGGAUCUUCUCAGGGAGGAUAUUAACAUGACUGUUAGGCUUGUGGUUAGUUGCAACGGAAUCAAAAUAAGUACUGUGAGAGACGCUUUCGAGAAGUCUCUUCGAGCCCGAUUAAUUAGAACAAAUCCUGAUGCUGACCAUCACUGCUUGCACACAUUCGGUUCCAUAUUCUCACAAGAUAUUCCCUUACACGUGGGAACGACAAUCAAUUUCCAUCGUACAGCUGAUGGAAAACUAAUUACCGAAGUUGGAGGAAAUCUACUUGGGGCCGUCCAGAGCAAGGAUUUAUGCAGGGCUUUCUUUGACAUGUACAUAGGUGAUGUUCCUGUGUCUGAGCAAACAAAAGAAGAGAUAGGCAAAAAUGUGGCGAGUAUCAUUAGGACCCCGGAAACGGGCCCAGGCCUGCCAGCUCAGCUAGUUGCUGGCCAGACCUUGGCCAUGGCUGGAGUCGUGCCACCAAGAAUCCAUAGAUUGAGGCAAGCGAGGAUUCCAGCUAGAUUGGCCGAGCUGAACUCGGCAAGCUCCCCCAUCUCUUAUAGGAGGCCAGUUGGCCAUGUGGCCCCGUUCGUUUAG
Fraxinus pennsylvanica is the source of this 1422-nucleotide messenger RNA. NCBI's taxonomy places the organism in Eukaryota, Viridiplantae, Streptophyta, Magnoliopsida, Lamiales, Oleaceae. The record is from the annotation of a GenBank genome assembly.